Messenger RNA from Peniophora sp. CBMAI 1063, 1245 nucleotides. The record is from the annotation of a GenBank genome assembly. NCBI's taxonomy places the organism in Eukaryota, Fungi, Basidiomycota, Agaricomycetes, Russulales, Peniophoraceae.
AUGUCCCCGCACCCGCCCGUCUUCACGAUCACGCCGACCGCCCAGCAGUACGACUGGGGUAAAGUAGGGCUGUCUUCCAAGGUCGCGCAGUUUGCGAAAGCGACGAAUGUCGAGUCGAUCGAUGAGAGCAAGCCGUACGCCGAGCUGUGGAUGGGCACCCACACCAAGUCUCCGUCUACUGUCGACGGCAAGCCUCUCUCUGAUAUACUCGCGGCAAACCCCGCGUUCAUCGGGAGCGACGUGGCAAAGAAGUUCGACGCCGCGAACGGGAACUUGCCGUACUUGUUCAAGGUGCUCGCCAUUGCGAAGGCGUUGAGUAUUCAGAGCCACCCGGACAAGAAGACCGCAGAGAAGCUGCACGCUGAGCAGCCUGAUGUCUACAAGGACCCCAAUCAUAAGCCGGAAAUGGCUCUUGCGAUCUCACCGUUCACGGCGCUCUGCGGCUUCCAACCUUUGGAAGACAUUGCCAAAUACCUCUCCUCGACGCCAGAACUGGCCCAGCUCACGUCUGUGACACCCGAGCAGCUCACAGCAUUCACUUCUGCCGACUCUGCCGACGCCAAGUCUACUCUUCGCGCGUUGUUCUCUGAUGUUGCUGGCGCAUCGGACUCCAAGUUCAAGCCUGCGCUCGAACAGUUGAUUGCGCGUUACGAGGCUGGCAAGGAGCACGAGGACGAACGUUCUAUCAAGAGCCUCAUCCUCACUCUGAACGAGCAGUUCCCUGGCGACAUCGGUAUCUUCUGCGCCUUCCUGCUGAACAUCGUCCACCUGCAACCCGGCGAAGCGAUCUUCCUCGGCGCAGGCGAGCCGCAUGCCUACGUAUCCGGCGAUAUCAUCGAAUGCAUGGCCAACUCCGACAACGUCAUCCGCGCCGGCUUGACGCCCAAACUGCGCGACGUGCCCAACCUCAUCAGCACGCUCACCUACAACUCUUCCACAUCUUCGAAGCACACCGUCAACCCUACGUCGUUCCAGGGAAGCCAGUACACCAUGCUCUACGAUCCGCCGAUCCCGGAGUUCUCUGUGCUGCAGAGUCUGCUUCCGGCUGGCGCGAGCGAGAAGCAGGCUGCUGUUGCUGGGCCGAGUAUCACGAUUGUUACGGAGGGGACGGCGGAGGUGAAGUGGGAUGGAGGAUCGCUGAAGGCGCCGGUGGGGACUGUGUUCUUCGUUGCUGCUGGGACACCUAUGGAGGUGGCAGCGACCCAGGAUAAGGCGGUGCUCUAUAGAGCCUUUGUCGAGGCUUGA